AUGCCUAUACCAUUCUACAGACCUUCUGAAGCGCCUGAAGCGGUCUUCGAGGGCCAAUUGAUCCCCCUCGCAAAAGCCAACAUCGUAUCCAGCUUCCUGUAUACGUGGAUCACACCCAUACUAAAAGUCGGAUAUUCUCGACCAUUACAAGUUGAAGAUCUAUGGUCUCUCAAUGAUGAAUUGACUAGUAAAACAAAUGCAGAGAGACUUCAGAAGCACUUCAUGCGUCGAAUGCCGCCUUCCCGUCGAUUCGAGGUGCCCGUCAAAACGAUGGCCGAGGCCCCGCCAGCUAGCAGGCCGGACAGUGCUUCGACUCGACCCAUUAGCGAGAAAGUCGAUAGACAUGAAGCUUCACAAGGUCAUUCGAAAUCCCCCUCGCACACUGAUCCCGAAAAAAAGCAAAUUGAGCCGGGAUCAGAUCAGGAUGAGACACCUCGACUUAGACUGGGAGAGCCAAAUCCCGAACAUAUCAAGCUAUACGGGAAGAAGAAAGCCCAAAAGAUUGCUUACGAUCAACUCGCUAUCGAGGAUGAUAGAGAGUGUGACAUGAGUCUAUGGCGAGCUAUCUAUUUCUCGCUUUGGCCUCAAUAUUGGACUGCAGUGGCCUUGUCAAUUGCCGGACAGGCUUUGAGAGUGACAGCGCCGUUGGUGACGAAGAAACUGAUUGAACAUCUGACCACUGCACACACUUAUUACCAGGCUCGAAGCAAUGGCACACUAACAGAUGAUAUCCCUCGACCUGACAGUAUUAGUCGAGGUAUCGGAUUGGCAAUAGCCCUAUACGUCAUGCAGUCUUCGGCGAGUUUACUGUUCUUCAAAGGCGAUCAGGUGGAGUUCAUCAUGAGCUCCAGGUUGAGCAUGGCGCUGAUCGACACGAUCGGUCGUAAAUCCAUGCGUUUGUCUGGCAAAUCCAGGAAUGAGAUGAGCAAUGGUCGACUGUUCACUCUGGUUUCGUCAGAUUGUAGCAUCAUUGAAUGGGCGAUGUCAACAUUCGCCAACCUCGUGAUAGAUCCCAUAACUCUGAUAACUGGUAUUGCCCUCUUGAUAUAUAAUCUUGGUUACUCUGCUUUGGUCGGUGUAGGAAUUCUGGCUAUUGCGGGCCCCUCUCAAUGGUGGAUGGUACGAAAAUUCAUGGUAUUUAGUGAACGGCAAGAACAACACACCGACAAGAGAGUUCGAGUUCUCACCGAAAUCCUUAACAAUGUACGAGCCGUCAAGUUAUACGCAUACGAAAGGUAUUUCGGAACCAAAGUAUCUGACAUCCGGCGAAAAGAAUUACAAAAUUUGCGAAACAAGGGGUUGCUUCGAGGAGUUAUGACUGCAAUCUUGAAUGUCAUACCAAUUUUUGCCGCCAUUCUAACCUUCGUUACUUUUGCGCUGUCAGGUCAUGAAUUGACGGCUGCAGUUAUUUUCUCGGGUCUACAAUGGUUUUCGGUCAUCCGAGUUCCGAUUUCUCUGUUGCCCAUGACUCUCGCUGCCAUAGGAGAUAUAACUGUGUCCCUAGGCAGAGUCAGCCGCACCCUGAAAGCGGAAGAGCUAGUCGAUUCUCUAGAUAUCGAUCCUGAGGCCAAGUUUGGUAUAGACGUCAAGGCGGAUUUCCGGUACGAUGCAUCUCUCAAAUUCAAAAAUGCAUCAAACGAAAAACCUUCCGGCCCAAAUGGGCAAUCCGGCAAAGACAAAGAGCUGGACAAUCGAUCCAGGGCGGAGAAGAGAAAAGACGCAAAAAUCGAAAGGGAGAAAACCAAGAAGCGGAAGAAGCUUGGACUGGCUAUGGAUGUGGAUCCCGAUGAACAGGAUUUAGAUGUACCCUUCGCUCUGAGUGGCGUUGAUAUGAAGAUCCCUCGAGGCUCACUGGUAUGUGUCGUUGGGAGAGUCGGUACUGGGAAGUCAACUCUGUUACACGGCUUGAUCAACGAAGUGAAGAAGCUGAAUGGGUAUGUGAAAUUUGGUGGAACUGUCAGCUAUGUACCUCAACAAGCUUGGGUGCAGUCCGGAACAGUCCGUGAUAACAUCACCUUCUCAUCGUUGCAGCAUGAAGUAGACCAAGCAAGAAUCGACGAAACGAUCUUUGCCUGUGCCUUGAAAAGCGAUACAGAGAUGUGGGAACAAGGGGAUCAAACGAAAGUUGGCGAAAAAGGUAUAACCUUGUCGGGUGGUCAACGACAAAGGCUAUGCCUCGCUCGUGCAGCAUACAACUCAUCUGAUAUUGUCCUUCUGGAUGAUCCCCUCUCAGCCGUAGAUGCGGGAGUGGGCCAUCAUCUUUUAGAGAACUGUAUUCUAAAUGGCCCUUUUGCCAAUCGAACAAGGAUACUAGUCACUCAUCACCUGGAUGUUUUACCCAAAGCGGAUUGGGUACUUGUUUUAGAUCGUGUGACAGAGCAUGAAGGUCGGAUCGUCCAACAAGGUACUUACACUGAAUUGCGAAAUACCGAUGGAAUAUUUAGAACGCUGAUGAAUGAAUUUGGGGUAAUUGAGAAACAAGAGCAAGAAGCCGACCCAACCGAACAGAUCGAUACCGAAAUCGCUUCGAAAAACCCUGACAAACCUGUGUCCUCCAUAAGUUCAAAGAAGGAUGAUGACAGUAUUGAAGAUGAAGAGCCUCAUCCUCGUAAAGACCCGAAAACGAUUCCCGACAAAGAAUUCGAAGAUGAAGAAAGGGUUACAGGUAAUGUAUCUUGGGGAACUUACAAAGCAUAUUUUCAAGCCUUGAAUUCACCUUUCUGCGUUCUCACGUGUGCAAGUUUUCUACUACUCACUCAAGCGUCUGCGAUUGGCAAUUCCCUUUUCUUGGGUUACUGGACGGGAGAUACCAUUGGUGGCUUCUCCCAAGGAGAAUAUAUGGGAGUUUAUGGAGGUCUUGGUGCUGCUCAAGCUUUCUUCAAUUUCGGAACAGUCUUUGCGAUUGCUUUGGCGGCGAUGAGAGCGUCUUUCAAUAUGUUCAAUGGCGGUUGGACAGCUGUCAUGCGAAGUCCUACCGCUUGGCAUGAUCGAACGCCGACUGGAAGGAUCAUCAGUCGACUUUCAAAAGACAUACGUAUCCUUGACGAUCGAUUCUCUAUGAUCUGGUAUCAGCUUUUGAGCAACACUUUGAUCAUUCUAGGAACGAUGGGUUUGAUCAUAUAUACUUAUCCAUGGUUGGGACUAAUGUUCAUCCCUCUUGGCUGUGCCUUUUAUUUGUGUACGGCAUUUUACACGAGAACUUCAAGAGAAUUAAAGCGGGUUCAAUCGCUCGUACGAAGCGAGUGGUACACCUCUUUUAGCGAGCAACUUGCGGGUCAUGCGGUCAUACGAGCUUUCGGACAACAGCAGAAAUUCCAAGAUCGCUUGAGGGACGGUUUGAACAAGGAACAGCAAGCAUACAUAUUAACGUUGACUUGUCAACGAUGGCUAUCUGUUCGUCUCGAUGCGUUAAGUCAGAGCAUCAUCCUACUUAUCGGUAUCAUCGGGGUUGUACAGCGAGAGCAUGUCUCACCUGAAAGAUUUGGGGUGGUAUUGACAUAUGCGUUGAACACGGCUUAUAUAUUCACAUUGUUUAUUCCCCUGUGGGCUGAAUGCGAACAAGAAAUGAAUUGCGUUGAACGUCUUCACCACUAUAACAAUCUCCCUUCCGAGGCUUCUCCACUCCUACCUUCCGAUCUCAAGCCAGAUCAAUGGCCAAUAAACGGCAGAAUCGAAUUCAAAGAUGUCUCUCUCCGCUAUAGACCUGAAUUACCGUACGUCCUCAAGAAUCUAAGUUUCUCCGUUGGGGCAGGUGAGAAAAUCGGUAUAAUUGGUAGGACAGGUGCGGGAAAAAGUAGUGUGGCGCAGGCAUUGUUUAGGACUGUAGAGAUCGAUAAAGGUAAGAUUGAGGUUGAUGGAGUUGAUCUGAGUGAAUUGGGUUUGGAAACUUUGAGAUCGAGAUUGGCGAUUAUACCUCAAGAUGCAUUCUUGUUUGCUGGUACAAUCAGGGACAAUCUCGAUCCGACUAGUUCAAGGACCGACGCCGAGCUCAACGACGCCUUGAACCUCAUCCGUAAUCAUCCUAGAGUAUCGAUCACUCUGAAAGACAAAUUGAAACUCGAUUCGAGCGUUGCUGCUGAAGGAGUCAAUUUUAGUGCAGGUGAAAAACAACUCUUAUCACUUAUCAGAGCAUUAUCACGAAGAUGCAAGAUCCUCUUACUUGAUGAAGCGACUUCUUCGGUCGAUCCUGAGACGGACGCAUUGAUCCAGGGUAUCAUCCAAACUGAAUUUUCAAAUAUUACCUUACUCUCUAUCGCUCAUCGACUUCAGACUGUGGCGUAUUACGAUCGAAUCUUGGUUCUGGACAAAGGUCAAGUGAGGGAAUUUGAUACGCCUUUAACGCUAUUCGAUAAGAAAGAUUCCAUCUUUAGGGAUUUAUGCGAUAAGAAGCACAUACGAAGAGAAGAAUUACUAAGGAUUCGAGAAGAAGCUAGAUUGGCUAGACAUGGUGGAGAAUAG
This is a messenger RNA of Kwoniella botswanensis, 4458 nucleotides long. RefSeq lists its product as uncharacterized. Lineage: Eukaryota; Fungi; Basidiomycota; Tremellomycetes; Tremellales; Cryptococcaceae. The record is from RefSeq and is a predicted model, not a curated record. Gene Ontology annotation, molecular function: ABC-type transporter activity; ATP binding; ATP hydrolysis activity. The transcript is spliced from 34 exons. Bases 1 to 4458 code for a protein of 1485 amino acids. Gene Ontology annotation, cellular component: membrane. Gene Ontology annotation, biological process: transmembrane transport.